Trematosphaeria pertusa is the source of this 2896-nucleotide messenger RNA. Its product is annotated as phospholipase-like protein PldA. NCBI's taxonomy places the organism in Eukaryota, Fungi, Ascomycota, Dothideomycetes, Pleosporales, Trematosphaeriaceae. Gene Ontology annotation, molecular function: D-type glycerophospholipase activity. The record is from RefSeq and is a predicted model, not a curated record. Gene Ontology annotation, biological process: intracellular signal transduction; cell motility; phosphatidic acid biosynthetic process. The transcript is spliced from 4 exons. The coding region runs from base 82 to 2619 and encodes 845 amino acids.
CUAUACCGCGUGCGCAGAUUGCCCCGCAUUCAGCCCUGCCACUCACCUUCCAUUGACGCCUGAGCUUCUUCCGAACAAACAAUGGCGGACGGCGCGCAAGCAGAUGGCGCCGGCGAGAGCCACCACAGCCUCAAGGACAAGAUGAAGCAUCCAUUCGGGCACCUGCGCGAGAAAUUGAAGCAUACCCACCUCCACGAUGCCAAGAUCGAAGCCACUCACAUGAAGCACAAGGUCGGCAAGUUCGCCAAUCUGUUCAACGCGAAUCAUCGACACGACGAGGAGCAUGAGCAGAAGACGGAUGAGAAGCGGAGUCGUGUGUGCGAGAAUCAUCGGUUUAACUCUUUUGCGCCGGGGAGGGAUGGGAAUCUGAUCAAGUGGUAUGUUGAUGGGAGGGAUUACUUUUGGGCUGUCUCGGAGGCGUUGGAAAGGGCGAAGGAGACCAUUUAUAUUGAGGACUGGUGGCUUUCUCCCGAACUCUAUUUGCGCCGGCCGCCGUUCUAUAAUCAGCCUUGGCGAUUGGACAUGCUCAUCAAGAGGAAAGCCGAGGCUGGAGUCAAGAUCUACAUUAUUGUGUACAAAGAGGUCUCAGCAGCUCUUACUUGCAACAGCCAGCACACCAAGAAAGCGAUCAUGAGUCUCUGCCCCGAAGGAAAACCAGGCCACGGGAACAUCAGAGUGGUGAGGCAUCCCGACCACAACGUCUUGGAGAAUGCCUCAGACAUGACGUUCUAUUGGGCGCACCACGAGAAGUUCAUCAUUAUUGACUAUGCGAUGGCCUUCAUUGGCGGUCUGGACCUUUGCUAUGGGCGCUGGGACGAAAAGCAGCAUCCGCUAGCUGAUGUUCAUCCUUCUGGUGUGCAGAACGAGAUCUUCCCAGGCCAAGAUUUUAACAACAACCGCAUCAUGGACUUCCAGAGUGUGGAUGACUGGAAGUCAAAUCAGCUCAGCAAAGCAGAGUACGGCCGCAUGCCGUGGCACGACGUAGCAAUGGGCGUCAUUGGGCCGUGCGUGUACGACAUCGCGGAACACUUCGUUCUUCGCUGGAACUUCUGCAAGCGGGACAAGUACAAGCGCGAUAGCCGGUACGAUUGGAUUACCCUAGAGGGGCGAGAAGGUGACGACGAGGAUCUUAUCGGCGUCCAGAGACCUAAGUUCCCGGUUGGCGACUACGUACAUCAUCCGCUCAGCCCACUGAGUACGAAGAAUCUCGACAACCGCGGAACGGUUCAUGCUCAAAUAGUGCGCAGUAGCGCGGACUGGAGUAGCGGUAUUCUUCCCGCUGAACACAGCAUCCAAACCGCAUACUGUGACUUGAUCCGGAAUGCUGAGCACUACGUCUACAUCGAGAAUCAGUUCUUCAUCACUGCCACUGGCGAGAAUCAGAGUCCCAUCCACAACCAGAUCGGAAAGGCUAUCGUAGAUGCUGUGGUCCGAGCAGGCAAAGAAGGCCGCAAGUUUAGGGUCAUCAUCAUCAUUCCUGCUAUUCCUGGAUUCGCAGGCGAUCUUCGAGAGGACGCAGCAACUGGUACCAGGGCUAUCAUGGACUAUCAGUAUAAGAGCAUAUGCCGAGGAAAGGACAGCAUUUUUGGGCAGAUCGAAGCGAAAGGUGUUAAUCCGCGAAACCACAUCUUCUGCUUCAAUCUCCGCUCGUACGACCGCCUGAACGUCACGACGAAGCUUAAGGAGCAGGAGAAGCAAUCGGGCAUGAAGUACAAGGAGCUUCAGCAAGCUGAAGAAGAGGAACUUGAAGCUCCAGCGGACGAUGGCCAAGCCGCGCGAGACCGCGCAGCGCAGAUGAGGCACAAGUUCCGCGCGGAUGAGCAGGACGUGGGACUGGGCGACCAAGGGGGUAUUAUCGAUCCGGACUCCAUCGCGGACGACGCUAUGCUCACGGAAAAGAAACCCAGCACCGAGUCCUGGGAGGGCGACCCCGAAGAAGAGAAGGAAAACUUCUUCCAAGAAGAACUCUACGUACACGCAAAAGUUUGCAUUGUCGAUGACAAAUAUGCCAUCUGCGGUUCCUCCAACAUCAACGACCGCUCGCAGCUGGGCUUUCACGACUCCGAGCUCUCCAUCGUCAUGGAAGACACGGACAAGAUCGACAUCACUAUGGAUGGCAAGCCCUACCGCGCCUCCCGCCUCGCCCACGAUCUCCGCAGCAUACUCUGGCGCGAGCACCUUGGCCUCAUCCCACCCCAAACCCUCGACGGAACCGACGACCCCAACGCGCAACCCCCCGGCGACGACUCCCCCAACGACACACUCCCCGGCCCGGAAAAGGACUUCGUUACAGACCCGCUCGCCGAUAAGCUCUGGGACGAGUGGUGUAAUCGCGCGUCCACCAACACGCACGUCUUCCGCGACUUGUUCCACGCUGAUCCUGAUGACGAGAUAUUGACGUUCGAUGACUACGAUAGCUUUACCCCGCAUCCGAAGACGGAUAAGGAUCACAAGCAGGGACAUUUGUAUGACAAUGAUAGGCCGGUCAAGGAGGUGAGGGAGCAGUUGGAUCGCAUUAGGGGGCAUUUGGUUUGGAUGCCCUUGAAGUUUUUGGAGAAUGCGGAGAUGGCGGAGAAGGGGCUGCAGGUCAAUGCGUAUACGGAGAGUAUUUAUACGUGAGGAAAGUAAUGGGAGCUGGGAACUGAGGACUGAGGUACUGGGAACUGGGAAGCUUGGAUUCCGGAGUGGUUGUUUGGGUAUCAAGCAUCCUUUUGAGGGCGGGCUUCGCUGCUGGCUGGUCUAGCGGACUCAUAGGUAGGGAGAUGGACCUUGGAUGUGUCACUCUCGUAGUGUUUAUUUCUUAAUUUAUUCUUGUGCUUCGUAUCGGUUCACCACUCAAUUGUAUCUAUGGUCAUCUCAUCCCAUUCUUUCAAGGAUCAUGUACCGUCUGGAAGGC